Messenger RNA from Perca fluviatilis (European perch), 1078 nucleotides. RefSeq names its product E3 ubiquitin/ISG15 ligase TRIM25-like. The transcript has a single exon. Lineage: Eukaryota; Metazoa; Chordata; Actinopteri; Perciformes; Percidae. The annotation marks the transcript as partial. The record is from RefSeq and is a predicted model, not a curated record. Gene Ontology annotation, molecular function: zinc ion binding.
CUCACUUCUCAGGAAGGGAGACUCAGACAGUCGUUGUCACUGAGCGAGAGGUGAAAUGGCGCAGAAAGGAGUUCAGCUGGACCGGGAAACCUUCUCUUGUUCCAUCUGUCUGGAUCUACUGAAGGAUCCGGUGACUACUCCCUGUGGACACAACUACUGCAUGGACUGUAUUAAAAGCCACUGGGAUGUAGAGGAUCGUAAGUACAGCUACAGCUGCCCUGAAUGCAGGAAGACGUUCACACCGAGGCCUGACCUGCUGAAAAACAACUUGUUAGCAGAUUUAGUGGAGGAGCUGAAGAAGACUGGACUCCAAGCUGCUCCUGCUGAUCACUGCUAUGCUGGAGCUGAAGAUGUGGCCUGUGAUGUCUGCACCGGGAGAAAACUCAAAGCACACAAGUCCUGUCUGCAAUGUCUGGCUGCUUUCUGUGAGAAACACCUUCAGCUUCAUUAUGAAUCAGCUCCAUACAAGAAACACAAACUGGUGGAGCCGUCCAAGAAGCUCCAGGAGAACGUCUGCUCUCAACAUGAUGAGGUGAUGAAGAUUUUCUGUCAUACUGAUCAGCAGCUUAUCUGUUAUCUCUGCUUAAUGGAGGAACAUAAAGGCCACGACACUGUCUCAGCUGCAGCAGAGAGAGCUGAGAGGCAGAGAGAGCUCGAGGGGAGUCGACAGACCAUCCAGCAGAGAAUCCAGGACAGAGAGAAAGAUGUGAAGCUGCUUCAACAGCAGGCGGAGGCCAUCAAUCUCUGUGCUGAUAAAGCAGUGGAGGACAGCGAGAAGAUCUUCACUGAGCUGAUCCGUCUCCUGGAGAAAAGAAGCUCUGAUGUGAAGCAGCAGGUCAGAUCCCAGCAGAAAAGUGAAGUGAGUCGAGUCAGAGAGAUUCAGGAGAAGCUGAAGCAGGAGAUCACUGAGCUGAAGAGGGAAGACGCUGAGCUGAAGAAGCUCUCACACACAGAGGAUCACAACCAGUUUCUACACAACUACCCCUCACUGCCACUACUCAGCCAAUCAACAUCCAGCAUCCAUUUCUGUCCUCUGAGCUGCUUUGAGGACAUGACAGCGGCCGUGUCAGAAGUCAGA